Messenger RNA from Benincasa hispida (wax gourd), 1507 nucleotides. Its product is annotated as HVA22-like protein a. Lineage: Eukaryota; Viridiplantae; Streptophyta; Magnoliopsida; Cucurbitales; Cucurbitaceae. The record is from RefSeq and is a predicted model, not a curated record.
CUGCAAAUGGUGGGAUCGUCUUGUUGUGUCCGCACCUUAUCACUUGCAGGUUUCCCUCACCUGACUCUGUCCCCACUCUGCUUCAACUCCUUUCCUCCAUUAAUGGCUUCCCUUAACCAAUUUUUUACUUCCCCCAAUCAAUCCUAUUAAUCCCCUGUUCAGUUUGACAAUUGGGUCAUUUCAUUCCAUGAACCCCCUCUCUGUUUUCCAAAGGACACCUUCUACUUUAAAGAUUCAACACGUUUCCAAGAACCCCAUUUGUGUCAACUCUGUUAUUUCUUAAGCUACGUGGUCCCUUUUCAGUUUUCACGACAAAAUUUUUUGCUUACCGCCCUUCCACCUUCUUCCUCGACAACCCCUUAUUGUGUUCCUCUGACAGUUUCAGUACGAUGAUGAUUCACUUAACCCAUCUUCAAUUCUCCACCCAUUCAUUCUGUUUCUCUUACUAAGUGUUACUAUCUGAUUAGACUCAUGAUUUUGUUAAUUAUGUUUUUUGAUUUUCUUUCCACCGACUCCAACUUUCGAUGCUAUCCUUGGAAUUGAUUCCUCUGCUUUUCUUUUUCUUCCUUUUCUUUCUUUCCAUGACACUUGUUACUCUUUUUCGUUCAACACGCACACAGCUGCACCGCUUUUCGAGCUUAAGAUCUAGAGGAAGGAUAAGAAAAGAUAAAGUGAAGGAAUUUGAAAGAACGAGCUCUUUUUCUCUUCAUUCUUUCGUUUUGGGAUUCUGGGUUUUGAAGAUAAUUGAUAUAUUGACGCGAAGAUGGGAUCUGGGGCUGGAAAUUUCUUUAAAGUUGUUCUUAAAAACUUCGACGUUCUUGCUGGGCCUGUUGUCGGUCUUGUCUAUCCUCUAUAUGCGUCAAUUAGAGCCAUUGAGACCAAAUCUCAAGUCGAUGAUCAGCAAUGGCUUACUUAUUGGGUUUUGCACUCCAUGAUCACCCUCUUCGAGCUGACCUUUGCCAAGGUUCUUGAAUGGAUCCCAAUAUGGCCAUAUGCGAAGCUGGUUCUGUUGUGUUGGUUGUCAGGCUUCAGUGGUGCUUCGUAUGUGUACGAGCAUUACUUAAGACCUCUAAUGGUCAACCAACAGAGAGUCAAUGUUUGGUAUGUUCCUAAAGGGAAGGAUCCUUUGAACAAGCGUGAGGACAUUAUCACUGCUGCAGAGAAGUACAUUCAGGAGCAUGGAACUGGUGAACUUCAAUACAUGCUCGACAAUGCUGAAGUACACAGGAGAAAUAGCAGCAGUUAUUAUGGUUAUGCAGAGGACUAUGGAUACUGAAACUGAUGCCACUUCAGACUAGAAAUAAGAGUGGAAACUCAAACAAAGCUGAAAGUUUUGUCCUUUUUGUGUUUUUAUUUCUCUCGCGUCUGUGAAAAACUAAGUCUCUUUUCAUUGUUGUAAAUGUUUUUUGUCGUUCUUUUGUAAUAUCAAAGCACAUUCAAAUAAACAUCAAGAGAAGUGUAGUCAUUAUCAAAGUUCAUUCAACAAAGCUGGUCAAACUUAAUAAAA